Molecule: messenger RNA, 1302 nt
Organism: Myotis daubentonii (Daubenton's bat)
Lineage: Eukaryota; Metazoa; Chordata; Mammalia; Chiroptera; Vespertilionidae
Product: HLA class II histocompatibility antigen, DR beta 5 chain-like
Exons: 6
Coding region: 101-901 (266 amino acids)
Biological process (GO): antigen processing and presentation; immune response
Cellular component (GO): MHC class II protein complex; membrane
Source: RefSeq, a predicted model, not a curated record
UUCCUUACUUAGUGUUUUGGGGAUGUGGGUGGAGAAGGGUCACAGUCCACACUGAGUGAGACCCCCCUGCUCCCUGCCCCUGUCCUCUCUGAGCUCCAGCAUGGUGUGUCUGCGGUUCCCUGGAGGCUCCUGGAUGGCCGCUCUGACAGUGACGCUGAUGGCACUGAGCCCUCCCCUGGCUCUGGCCAGGGACACUCCACCAAAUUUCCUGGAGCAGUUUAAGUACGAGUGUCAGUUCUCCAACGGGACGGAGCGGGUGCGGUACCUGUUCAGAGACAUCUACAAUGGAGAGGAGUUCGUGCGCUUCGACAGUGAUGUGGGGGAGUUCCGCGCGGUGACCGAACUGGGGAAGCCUGAUGAGAAGGACUGGAACAGCCAGAAGGACAGCCUGGAGCGGAUGCGGGCCCAGGUGGACACACUCUGCAGACACAACUACAGGUUGUUUGAGGGAUUCCUGGUGCCUCGGCAAACUGAGCCCACAGUGACCGUGUAUCCUGCAAAGGCCCAGCGCCUGCAGCACCACAACCUCCUGGUCUGCUCCGUGAACGGCUUCUAUCCGGGCGGCAUUGAGGUCCACUGGCUGCGCAACGGCCAGGAAGAGGAGGCCGGGGUGGUGUCCACGGGCCUGAUCCGGAACGGGGACUGGACCUUCCAGACCCUGGUGAUGCUGGAGACAGUUCCCCGGAGCGGGGAGGUCUACACCUGCCAAGUGCGGCACCCCAGCAGCACCCGCCCUGUCACUGUGGAAUGGAGGGCCCAGUCUGGAUCCGCACAGAGCAAGGUGCUGAGUGGAGCCGGGGGCUUCGUGCUGGGGCUGCUCUUCCUCGGGGCGGGGCUGCUCAUCUACUUCAGGGCUCAGAAAGGACACUCUGGACUUCAGCCCACAGGACUCCUGAGCUGAGGUGGCCAUGGCGACAGGGGCAGGAGAGAACCUUCUGUCCAGCCUCUUGGCAGCCUGAAGAGGUUUCCUGCUGGGCUCUCACUCCACAAGGAGAGCCGCCUCGGGCUCUGGCCCAAGCUGUUAAAACAGCUCCUUCUCCGUACAUCGCAGCCUCUUCCAGGAAGCCUUCCUUGGUGAAGCUACAGCCCCUGCACCAGAUCGCUUGGGGGCGAUGGGAGUGUCUUUUAUUCUGUGCUUUUACCGGUCACUGGAUACAAGCUGCCCCAGUCAAUGGGGUGACCUUGAGAGAGGAGGUUCCCUUCAGCCAAGAGCCCGCAGCCUGGAGGGUCUCAGGUCUGAUUCCAGCAAAGGCACGAGCCAGGGGUAAGGGCUUACCUGGGUGCUGUCAGUGGGAAAAAUAU